UCCGCGGGAUGCUGCAGACUGCGCGUCUCCAUCACGACUACGAGCGACUGAUGCUUUUCCUUCACAUGCACGAUCCCGAUCUGGAAUGAGUUCCCUCACCCGAUCGGAUCUACCGGGAAGCGAGCUCGCCCUGCUGACCGUAGCCGAAAUGUGCGAGCGAGCGGCGCCGCAACGAAACGACAACCUGGCGUCGGACGCUCCGUCCGACGGGAACGCCAACGACAUCGGGACGAACGACGGAGGCGGGAGCGGCGUUUGUGGGACGCCGUGCGACGACCCCGAGUUAGCGGAGUUCGAGAUGCUGGAGUGCCAGGAGCUGGAGUCCUACCCAGCGGAGGACUUUGUCGGGCUGAGGGAGCGCGGCGAGGAACCACCUCCCGCCGAACCUCCGACCUUUUCUCGCGUGGACAACUCGGAACGAAUUCUCCAGCCCUGGGUGGAUCUCAACUGGAACUCUGCUCGGGAUCUCGCGUCAGAAGCGCGAGAACAAAACCAGAACAACAACCAGAAGAACAAAGCCGCCAAGGCGUCGCCUGUCAGAAACGCUACAAAAACACGAACGGAUGAAAGUGGGAGUCCUCGCAAAGCCAAAUCCAAGCAAAGCUCCUUUGAUAACUCCUUGAAAAAGCAAAAUUCCUUUGAGAGGAGCUUCAAAAAACAGAUUUCCUUGGAGUACACCUUGAAAAAGCAGCUCUCCUUUGAUAAUUCCGCCAAGAUCUCCUCGGAAAACUCCUCUCGAGCUUCCAGUCUGGAACGCAGGAAGCCCUGGGUCAACUCCGGUCGACCUGUCAAGCAACUUCCCGCCUCUCCGGCCAAGGUCCAGAACGUCCAGACGCCUAGAAGCAAUCUGGGCUGCAGCGGGAUCCCUAAACCGGUAGCUCCUCUGGAAAAAGAUUCCGACUUCAGGAGAUCUUCUCCCUCGAAGAACAAAAAUGUCCGUCCGAAAAUCAUCACCUGCGUUCGCAAGAACCCUCAGGGAAAUUUACAAGGGAGCAACGUGGACGUAUCCGGACAUUUUGAAGACCAUGGGAAAUGUCCUCAGGAGCACCCAUCCAGAGGAGCGAGGCCUCAACUGGGACUGGGUGCGGUCACUAGACAGCCCACCCCCAAAACUCGAGUUCAGCCAGCGGCUCCCAAGUCAUCGCCAGGAAUGCUCGGCCAACACGGCUACCGGGAAGCUUCAGGGGAACAGAGGCGAUCCGGUCCGGAAAGUUCCCCCAGGAACCAGAUGCUCAAAUCGGGCCAAACCGGUCUUCGCCCUCCGGGGUUCUCCGCUCUUCCUCCUCCUAGAAUCGCUCCCGUGGGCAUCAUGAGAAGCUUGUCGUCGAUGUCCAGUGACAGUUACGCUUGCCGAACCUCACAGCCUUUGAGAAAAGAAACAUUGAAGGAGUCCCAAUCUGCAUCGCCUAUCAAGUCCUCCCCUAAAAAAUGUGCAGUGGUUUCGCCCAAGCCUCAAUCUCUCGCGCACGGGCGGUGCGGGUCGUCCCAGGAAGUGGACCGGGCGCUGAUCACGCUGCUGAGGGAACGCUGCGAGCAGCAGGGACGCCAGCUACGCAGCCUGGAAGCGCAACUGAAGAAGGCCUCGCUGUGCAUGAGUGUAUUCUCAAUCACCACGCAGCAUUUCUGUCACAAGAAAGCCACAAUCAAAUACCCCUUCUGGAUUCUUCACGGAACAAAAAGUGAAAGCGCGGCCGUGAGGGAAGGGGAACUGUCCCACGAGCUCGCCCGGAUCCGGGAUGAAGUUGCUUUCAGCGUGUCCCACUGGGAGCAACUGCAGCGGGAGAAGCAAGAGGCGGAGCGGCGUUUCCAGGCGGAGCUCAGGGGCUUGCGGGCCGAGCAGCGGCUCCAGUUGGGAGCGCUGGAGGAGCGGCUGAGGGCGCAGCACGCCGCCGACACCCGCGACCUUAGGGCCCUCCAGCGCGCCCGCCUCGACGACCUCAGGGUACAGCAGCGUGAACAGAUGGACGAGAUGAACGAGAAUCACCAAGCGUCCCUGGCUGAGAUGGAGGCGGCCCACGACGACGCGUUGUCCACUUUGCGGGAGGAACACGCCCGCACCGUCAAAAAUUUGAAGAUGGCCCACGAGCAGCAGAGGAAGUCUUUGGAGGAGGAGUUUGAGAAGAUCAGACUAUCUUUACAGGAUCAAGUGGACAUGCUGACCUUCCAGAACAGAAGCCUCCGAGAUCGGGCCAAACGCUUCGAGGAAGCCCUCCGCAAAAGCACGGACGAGCAGAUAGUGGAUGCGUUGGCGCCGUACAAACACAUCGAGGAGGACCUGAAAAGCCUGAAGGAGGUUCUGGAGAUGAAGAACCAACAGAUCCAUGAGCAGGAUUUAAAAAUAACCGAGCUGGAGAAAAUACAGGCUGAAAAGAACGUUCACCUGGAGGAGCGAGUGCAAGUGUUGCAGCAGCAGAACGAAGACCUCAAAGAACGGAUCGACAAGAAUCUCGCCGUGUCCAGGCAACUGUCUGAGGAAAACGCCAACCUUCAGGUGCACGUGGAGAAGGAGAGCACGGAGAAGAAGCGCCUGAGUCGCACCAACGAGGAGCUCCUUUGGCGCCUGCAGACGGGCGAGCUCAGCCCUCGCAUGUCGCCCAGCGGCUCGCCCGUCCGCCAGGCCCCCUCUCGGCCCGAGUCGCCCGCCCGCCCGCACUCCUGCCACCAGUGAGCGCCCUCGUUUUCGAAGACUCGGCGAAAGACGCUGUCAUUCUGACAAAUCGCGGGGUUUCCGUCAGGUUUUUUUUUGCCACCAGCGACCUCUCACAAGGACCAAAAACAACUUUUUUCCCCCCUUUUUAAAACUCUUUCAGACGAUGAUAGACGUCCAAUCAUCUGGCGUACAAUUGAUUGAGAAAUAAACUGGCUAUGACUUUGUUUUAAUGUCAACGCGUUGAUUUUAAUGGGAAUGUUGCCCCCACCAGUAUGGCUGCCCUGAGGCCAUACAGUGGGGGCCGUGAAAGGUCCUUUCAUGCUCAGUUGAAAUGAGUUUAUCGCGAGUAGACGUCUAAUCCAUUUCAAGUGGGAGGGUGGCAGUUCAUUCGCUGCCAUCCCUCCCACUUCAAAUGGAUUAGACGCCAGGGCGUAGGUUUGGUCUUAAUAUUAGUAGGGACGAUAUAACAGCAUAACCUGCAUGUACACUUUUUGCUGGGGACGGGACAUUGAUAAGACUAAACAUACAGUGGGGCAAGUAAGUAUUUAGUCAACCACUAAUUGUGCAAGUUCUCCCACUUGAAAAUAUUCGAGAGGCCUGUAAUUGUCAACAUGGGUAAACCUCAACCAUGAGAAACAGAAUGUGGAAAAAAAACAGAAAAUCCCAAUGUUUGAUUUUUAAAGAAUUUACAAAUCAUGGUGGAAUAUAAGUAUUUGGUCUAUACCAAAAGUUCAUCUCAAUACUUGUUA
Molecule: messenger RNA, 3399 nt
Organism: Corythoichthys intestinalis (scribbled pipefish)
Lineage: Eukaryota; Metazoa; Chordata; Actinopteri; Syngnathiformes; Syngnathidae
Gene: mtus2b
Product: microtubule associated tumor suppressor candidate 2b
Exons: 15
Coding region: 86-2668 (860 amino acids)
Cellular component (GO): nucleus; cytoplasm
Molecular function (GO): microtubule binding
Source: RefSeq, a predicted model, not a curated record